AUGGAUUCUGAAAACUAUAAAAGACAAUUUUCAAUCCCUAGUGACACAUCUGAAUCACGUCGUCACUGUAAUCCAGAAAUCUCAACAACAUCGCAGUCGAAUAUUCCUCAUGUGACUAUUGUACUUCAUGGUAUCAACACCUCUUCCAAUCCACUUCUCACACAACAACUUCACCGUCUGCAGCAUUUUCACAUCGUUGAAGUUGAUGAUAUCGAUGAAUGGGUCGAUUCCAUGACAUCUCAUCCAAAUGAAACUACCGUCGUUCUUAUCGUCAAAAGAUACCAGUUCGAUGCUAUACAAGUCCUUCAUGUGCGAGUGCCCCAGAUAAAACGUAUCUAUUCGAUGAGAGACCAACAUAGGAUGUCGAUACAUGAUGGNAACGAUGCACAUAUUUCCAUCGAUGGAUUGUUUCAAGUUUUACAUCAUGGUGAACGAAAAUUUGGAGAUACACAUCGAUUUGCCACAACCGAAGAUCCAGAAGACUUUGCUUCUAAAGAACGCCUUUAUGCUGUCUGGGAUGAGAUGGAAGUUGAUCGUUCUUCGAAAAUUCUUCUUUCUGCCUUGCUCAAUCAUCCCAUCGUAGCAGAUAUGAUCGCCAGCUGCUGUAAAUAUCGAGCACCGGACUUCAGACAAGUUCUUCACAUAAAACAAGCCGAUGAAUUGUCGGCUGCCGAUUCGCAUGGUCAUCGUACUCCUGAGCAAGGAACUGCGUAG
Adineta ricciae is the source of this 714-nucleotide messenger RNA. NCBI's taxonomy places the organism in Eukaryota, Metazoa, Rotifera, Eurotatoria, Adinetida, Adinetidae. The record is from the annotation of a GenBank genome assembly.